This is a messenger RNA of Penaeus monodon (black tiger shrimp), 2808 nucleotides long. Its product is annotated as mucin-5AC-like. The record is from RefSeq and is a predicted model, not a curated record. Bases 1 to 2808 code for a protein of 935 amino acids. The transcript is spliced from 8 exons. NCBI's taxonomy places the organism in Eukaryota, Metazoa, Arthropoda, Malacostraca, Decapoda, Penaeidae.
AUGUACCACCACAACUCGUACCACCGACAACAGUACACGACAACAGUCCAGCACCAACAUUCCAGCAACAACAGUAACCGUACCAUCAACAGUAACCAGCCAACAACAGUACCAGCAACUAAACAGUACCACGACAACACAGUACCCGCACACCAGUACCCCGACAACAGUAAACCAGACCGACACCAACAACAUUACCAGCAACAACAUUACCAGCACACAGUACCAGCACAACAUACCACCGACAACAGUACCACCGCCAACAGUACAUCACACAUUACAGCAACACGUACCAUCAACCAUACAGUACACGACACAUACCACCAACAACAGUACACAACACAGUACCACAACACAACAGUACCAGCAACACAAGUACCCACCGGACAACUUACCAAGAAACAACAGUACCAGCAACAACGUACGCACAACAACAGUGCCCGCAACACAGUACCACCCGACACAGUACCACCGACACGUACCAGCAACAACAGUACCAGCACAACAUACCGAGCAACCAUUAACCAGCAGACACAUUACCAGCAACAACACAGUACCCAGCACAACGUACCAGCACACAGUACCACAACACGUACCAGCAACAACAGUACCAGCAACAACAGUACCACCAACAACAUCCCAGCAACAACAGUAACCAGCAACAACAUACCAGCAACAACAGUACCAGCAACAACAGUACCAUCAACCCAACAGUACCAGCACAACAGUACCAGCAAACAACAUAUCAGCACAACAGUACGAAAAACAGCAACAACAGUACAACCAACAACAUUUACCAGCAACAACAGUAACCACCAACACAUUACCAUCAACACAGUACCACCAAACAAACAUAUACCAGCAACAACAGUAUACACAGCACCAAACAGUACGCACGACAACAUUACCAGCAACCAACAGAUACCAUCAAACAACAGUACCGACCGCAACAUGUACCAGCAACAAGGUUCCACGACACAUUACCAUCAACAACAUUCCGAGCACAACAUACCACCAACAACAGUACUACCAACAACAUUACCACACAACGUACCACACAAAGUAACCACCGACAACAGUACCACCCACAGUACAACCGACAACAGUACCAGCAACACAUUACCAGCAACAACAUCCCACCUUACAAAUUACCGCAACACAUUACCAGCAACAACAUGUACCAUCAACACAUUAGCCAAACCGACAACUUACAACAAACAACAUACCACCGACAACAUUACCAACAACAACGUACCAACGACAACAUUACGCAGCAACACAGUACAGCAACAACAGUACCAGCCAACAACAUUACGCAACAACAUUAACCACCGCACAUUACCAACAACAACAUACCAGCACAACAGUAAAACCUACCGUGACCAUUACCACCGACAACAUUCCAGCACACAUUACCAGCAACACAGUUACACGACCAACAGUAAAGCAACACAUUACCACCCAACAAGAAUUAAAAAAAAAAAUAACAUACCAGCAACAACAGUACCAAGCAACAACAGUACCACAAGCAACCACGUCCCACCGACAACAGUAACCUACCGACAACAGUACACCAAAAACAGUACCAGCACCCCAGUACGCAGCAACAACAGUACCAUCAACAACAGUACCACCGACAACAGUACCACCGACAACAGUACCACCGACAACAGUCGCACCGACAACAGUACCACUGACAACAGCCGCACCAACAACAGUACCACUGAAAACAGUCGCACCAACAACAGCUGCACCGACAACAGCCGCACCGACAACAGCCGCACCGACAACAGCCGCAACCGAUAUCGCACACACCGACACAGCUUAACCGACACCAGCUGCAACCAGCAACAGCGCGCCCGACAAACCAGUCGCACCGACACAGCUGCACCGACACAGCCGCGCCGACCACAGGCCGCACCGACAACAGACCCGUGCCCGACAACAGCUGCACCGACACACCCGAACCGGACACCACUGCACCGACAACAGCUGCACCGCAACACCCGCACCGUACACGACAGCCCGCACGACAACACACGCACCGACACCGCCUCACUACAACCACCUGCACCGACAAAACACCUCCGCACCGACAACAGUCCGCACCGACAACACAGCGCACCGACAACAUUCGCACCGACAACAGUACCCCGACCCACAUUCGCACCGACACAGCUGCACCGACGACAUUCUCACCGACACACCGCACCGACACCGUCGCCCUACAACAGUACCACCAAAACAGUCACACCGACACAUCUGCACAGACAACAGUCUCACCGACAACACCUGCACCGACACAGUCGCACCACAACACCCGCACCGGGGACAACAGUCGCACCGACAACAUGGUACCACCGACAACAGUCCGCAACAAACAACCAGUCGCACCUGACCGCAACUUCUGCUCAACAAGUUGAAACCGCACACUCUCGUCUGGUGAAUGUAACUUCAUCUGUCGCAGAAAAUGGGACUUUUAUCCUCAUUCACGGCCAAUGCUCGCAGUAUGUUUCUGUGGACAACUCAGUGUGCUUAUGUUCAGCAUGCCACUGGUCCCUUCAUUCACUCGCGCCGGGCCGAUGCCACAGUUCCAUGCUGUUCAGAUUGUCUAGUUUCCAUCCUGAAUUCACAAUGCCGGCCUUCAAACGCUGUUACCCUCAUUGCCAGCCAGAAAAUUUAGACGACUUGCUUACAGAAAGUGAGUGUUUCAUUAACUCGUCCGCAGAGAAGCCUCACAACGACGGCGCUCCUCCACAGUACGUGACAGGUAUGGACAAGCACUACCUCCCCGGGUAUGUCUCUUGA